ACGGGGGUUAAAAUGAAUAUUUUAAUAAGCCGAUGACCUUCGAAGUAAACAUUUCCCAAAACGGUUAUAGAAGCAACACAGUUCAAAAAACUGCAACUGCUUGUUUAAUACGCUACUCGCCAAAUUCUCAAUCUCCACCUCCGGCCACUGCAACUCAAUCUCCACCGCCGGCCACUAACCUAACCACCAACAUCUCUUUUCAUUUCUACAUCAAUUUACACACAGUAAUUGGAGGAAAUCGUUUCGCAAAAAAAGUUCAAAUUUGUGUUUUACGAAAUAAUGGCGUUCUCUUCUUCCAGUUCCCCUUUUGGGCAGAAUAUCAAUUCAAGCAGUAAUUCGUCAAAUCCUUAUCGCACUUUAAUUGAAGGUUCAUCAGUUUUUGCUCAAAAUAUAUCAUCUCCUUUUCAAAGAAGCAAUCCAUCAGGUUUUGGAGGAUUCCAGGCCACACCAAUAUCUCAGGGCAGUGCUUCCACUCCCAGCUUUAGUGACCUACUUAGAGGAAGUACAGUAGCAUCUUAUACUCCAACACUGGGCAUAGAUGAAAAUGGCCGCAAAUUCCAGUCUAUAUCUGCAAUGCCGAUUUACCAGUCUAAAAGUCAUGAAGAGUUGAGGUUAGAGGACUAUGAGUUAAAACAGGAAUCAAAUUCUUAUGUUGGUCGUUUUGAUAUGGCUGCUACAACAUCGAAGUCAUAUGUUAGUCCACCAUUUGGCAGCCCGUGCACUCAGUUUGCGUCAAUUAGUGGUAGCAAUAAUGGUCUUUUUGGAGCAUCAAUUCCUACAAUCUUUGGUGCCCCGAACACCUCAGGGAUUAGCUUCAAUUCGAAACCAGCAGCUGUUGGCUCAGAAUCAGCAAAUGGUAGCAACACAAACUCGAUAUUUGGUGUAUCUAAUGCUUUUGCACCUUUGAGUGCCAGCACUGGUUUUACCUUCCCCACAACACUACAAUUUGGUAUUAAGCCGACUCCUCCAUUAUGGUCAACUUCAGCAUCUGUAGUUCCAAGCACUUCAAGCUCUUCUACCCCAACUACAGUAGGAUUUGGAGUUCAGAGUUCUUCUGGGGGACAGACCAAACCUAUCUUUCCUUUUCCACCAUUAUCAAACCCUUUUAUCUUUCAAGCCGCAACGACACCUCCAUUAUGCUCAACUUCAACAUCUGUUGUUCCAAGUACUUCAAGCUUUUAUGGUUUCGGUCAAACCUCAGCGCCCGAAAAUACAAGUGCAUUUGGAGUUCAAAGACCUGCUGAUUGUUUCAAGACUUCAUCCUUUGAUAAUAUCUUCCAUGUUCCACCAUUAUCGAAUUCACCGUUUCAUCCUAAACCAUGUUUCAAUACACCAGCUUCAACACUUUUCCAACAGCCUGGACAAACUACUAACAGCCUGAGUCAACCAUCACAAGCUUCAAACCGCUCGACAAUGUUCACAGAGCAGACUAUUAACGGACAAGAGCAAUCGGCGAAUCCUUUCGGCAUACAAUAUGAAACUGAUGGACCCCAUGCAGUAAUUACAAUACGACAUGGAACAUCUAUCAUACAAGUUUCAGGCGAAAUUUCAUCUUUAGCUAUCCGAGAAGUGUCCUCAAGUCACGACAAUCUGCCUGCUCGAGAAAAUAGUGGUGGAAGCAUUGAGCCUAAGGUUCCGUUUGUCAAUAAUGAAGAAGAUAGACCUUUCUCAGUUGAUCCUUUACACCGGCCUUGUUUUAUUAACUCACACGGUAAAGACUGUGAAGGCAAAGCUUGUCCUAAGGCUUCCUUCAGAAUGAACGUCAACGAAACAGAGUUGACUGAUGAUAGUUCCGUCAAAGAUGAAGAUGAAGAUGAAUUAUUAAUCAAACACGAGGCUGAUGUUCUAGAUCUAAUGCCAAAGCUACCAGACGGUGAUUAUUACACGGAACCUUCUUUGAAAGAUCUGGCAGCAAAGGAAAUAUCCGAACCGGGAUAUUGCAGCCGAGUGAAUGACUUUGUAGUGGGGAGAAAAGGGUAUGGAAGCAUCAAAUUUCUUGGAGAAACGGAUAUUCGAAAUCUCGAUAUUGAAUCUGUUAUCCAUUUCAACAAUCGAGAAGUGAUAGUUUAUCCGGAUAGUACAAAGAAGCCGCCAGCUGGACAAAGCCUGAACAAGCCAGCAGAGGUAACUCUACAGAAUGUGAAAUGCAUUAGUAAAAAGACGGGAAAAGAGUACGUUGAUGGUGUUGAAGUUGAAAGUUACAAAGAGAUGCUGGUAAAGAAGGGCUCAGAAAAUGGGGCUGAGUUUGUUUCCUAUGAUCCAGUUUUAGGGGAAUGGAAAUUCCGAGUUCUACACUUUUAGGAAUUGAAGAUCAAAGUGUGCUCUUUGUGGUUUCAAGAAUUUCUGUGUUUGGUGAACUGUAAAUAGAUGCAAGUCAUCAGUUUUAGUUUGUAUAGCUAGGUUUAUGGCUUUAAGCAAACCUCACCAUGUUCUUACAAUGUCUCAAAGGAAAUCUUUUUUGAAGUUGCCCUCCUCUUCAUUUCUAGUAGCAAAAUUUACUUUUUUAUGUUGAGUUUUAUGAUGAUGCAGGUGAUAUAAAAAUGUUUUUUUAC
Erythranthe guttata (spotted monkey flower) is the source of this 2552-nucleotide messenger RNA. NCBI's taxonomy places the organism in Eukaryota, Viridiplantae, Streptophyta, Magnoliopsida, Lamiales, Phrymaceae. The record is from RefSeq and is a predicted model, not a curated record.